Messenger RNA from Syngnathoides biaculeatus (alligator pipefish), 2217 nucleotides. Its product is annotated as ras and Rab interactor 1-like. The transcript has 8 exons. Bases 397 to 1944 code for a protein of 515 amino acids. The record is from RefSeq and is a predicted model, not a curated record. Lineage: Eukaryota; Metazoa; Chordata; Actinopteri; Syngnathiformes; Syngnathidae.
AUACAAUAGCUGCUAAAAUCAAGCCGCUAGCUUCACGUCACCGAAGGAAAUCUGGUCCAAAUAUAAGGGGAGAAGGUGAUUAUCAGGUUAGAGGGGAGGAGCCACCGAAAAAGAAGGAAAUGAAGUGGGAAAGGAAAAGAAAAAGAAGAAAAGACACCGAGACUCUUGAGAGUACGUUAUGACAGACCAGACUGAUCAUUUCCAUACAAGUUUGUAGUAAUAAUUUAAAUCUACAAUAAUCGGAACAUGUUGUGUUACCCGACGUGACUAAAAAGUAUGGAAGGGGCAACCAGCUCCCGAGCAGCUCCGUCUGCUCUGUCUUGAACCAAGUCUGAACUUGCUGGCACAGUCCAGGAUUUAUCACGCAGGUGUGUGCAAUGGAUUCCUGUUGUAAAAAUGGCACAGCAGGAGGAGCCCCUGUAUGAUUUCCCAGAGCCCACACAGGCAUCAGAACGCAAGUUCCAGGGCCACCAACGAGGAGGGGGGUCUCUGAGGAGCGUCAGCGUCUUGGACCGGCUCUUGUUGACUGUGCCCGUCUGGCUGCAGUUGUCAAUCAACCCUGCUACUGCCCUGCACAUUCUGCAGAGGGAGCCUCCUGGGACAUUCUUGGUUCGAAAGUCUCGCACGUCCCAGAGAAACGUGCUGUGUGUGCGCCUGAUGGAUGACUGCGUGCCAUCCUUUGUACAGCAGUUUGGCAUCAGGGAGGAGCAAUCGACGCUGUCUCUGGAGACGUCAGCGAUCAGCUUUCCAGACCUCCCUAGACUUGUUUCAUUCUAUUGUGUCAGCAGAGAUGUAUUGCCCUUCCCUCUGGAACUUCCUGAGGCCAUCGCUAAAGCAACUUCCCACAAAGAGCUCGAGUCCAUCUCUCAUAUGGGAAUAGAAUUUUGGAGCUCACACCUCAACGUCCGAGGUCCACGGGAGACCUCGAAGACCCAGACGAGCAAGGAUAAGACGCCAGACUCUUCAGUCUCAGCGGCAUCCACUACUACCCCACAAGCAGCUUCUUCGGGGCCACCUGAUUCUGUUACGCAGCCCGAAUCAGACAGCCAGAUGACUAUCGCCGAAUGUGACCAAAAAUCUGACCCGAACUCUGCCUUGUUCCGAGAGUUCUGUCCAAUUGAAACUCGCAGCCCGAGGGAACUGGACUGCGGCUCAGGGCUGGGCGCGCUUUGCUUCAUCAAUCCCCUUUUCCUACAGUCUCACAGCAUCCUGUCCAAACGCCGCCUCUUGAAACGCAGCGUCAAGGUGCGGAUAUCCACCGAGACAUCCAGCCUCAUGUUGCCCCCUCUCGCUCCACCGCCCCCGCCCCCUCUUAUGCCCAAAACCACAAGAAAAUGUAAAGCCCGAAAGCAGACUACACCCGUACCCUUGGGCCCCCAGUCAUCACAUGUCUACCCGUCAUCUGCAAUGGAGGAACAAGCGGAGGUCAAACUACCAACAUUGGUGGAGCAUCCUACCGAUGACGCCGACUACCUCCAACCAUCCUCAGCCAUUGCAUCGUCCGUCUCUCCCUCACUGUCUCCUUAUACAGCCGAAUCGGUUCCACCACUCCCCCCCAAAGUGUCUCCGAGCGCUCGCAACCCUCCUACUUCUUUUCCACCCAGCCCAUCCCAAUAUCAAUUUCCAUCUCUUUCGCCCAGGGCUCCCCUCUCCCUCUCUGCCUCCCCCUAUCAGUCCCCAUCUUCCUCCCCCGAGGGGCUCUUCUCUCUCUCGCCCUUCUUCUCGCCUUCCUUGGCUCAGCUCGUGGAGGCCAGUCAAACACCGGAAAGGGAAUCCAGGGAGGAAGAGGGACUCAUUGAGGGUAAAGGUGUGGAGGAGUUACACAAAGAAAUGGAAGCUGCGUCUCUGGAUGAGACAGACACCUGUAGUUCCUUCAGUAGUUUGGAGGGGGAGGCGGAGACGCCAAAACAAGAUAAUGGCACUGUCCGGCAAACAGCAUCUUAGUAAAUGAGCUAGUGAGUGUAUUCAAUAUUCUCCCUUUGUGUUCAACAUUUAAUGGGAUUAAGCCACAGUUUUGCUAUUUGAGUUAAAAAAAAAAUAAUAUUCAGGAUACAAUAUACAAUGUAACAUGUUUCAAAUGAAAUUUAUUUUUGGGUUAUGAGAAGAUGUAAAUAUCCUUUGUACAGGACAAUUACAUAUUAGUAGCAUGGCGAAUUUGUGGAUUUGGAUAUGUAUGAUGAACACCCCUCAAAAAAGAAAAUAAAUCUCGUAUUCUUA